Megalops cyprinoides (Indo-Pacific tarpon) is the source of this 1319-nucleotide messenger RNA. RefSeq names its product cytosolic iron-sulfur assembly component 1 (gene ciao1). Gene Ontology annotation, biological process: iron-sulfur cluster assembly. Gene Ontology annotation, cellular component: cytosolic [4Fe-4S] assembly targeting complex. NCBI's taxonomy places the organism in Eukaryota, Metazoa, Chordata, Actinopteri, Elopiformes, Megalopidae. The transcript is spliced from 7 exons. Gene Ontology annotation, molecular function: protein binding. The record is from RefSeq and is a predicted model, not a curated record. Bases 52 to 1047 code for a protein of 331 amino acids.
UGACGCUGGUGAUGCGGAUCUUGAGUCUGUCAUUUUGACUUGGCUAGACACAUGAAGGAAGUACUGAACAAACUCCAUAAAUUUAGCGCCCACCCGGAUUCGCGCUGCUGGUAUGUGGCAUGGAAUCCGCCUGGCACACUGCUGGCUUCGUGUGGUGGAGACCGGGCGAUACGGAUAUGGAAGAAAGAAGGGGAUUCCUGGGAGUGUCAAAAUGUGCUGUCAGAGGGACAUCAGCGCACUGUCAGAAAGGUUGCCUGGUCACCUUGCGGGAACUACCUUGCCUCAGCGAGUUUUGAUGCCACCACCUGUAUUUGGGCGAAGAAAGGAGAUGACUUUGAGUGUCUGACUGUAUUAGAGGGCCAUGAGAAUGAAGUGAAGUGUGUGGCAUGGGCUCCAUCAGGUAGUUUGCUGGCCACCUGCAGCAGGGACAAGAGCGUCUGGGUCUGGGAGGUGGAUGAGGAGGAAGAGUAUGAGUGUGUAAGUGUUGUAAACGCUCACACUCAGGACGUCAAGCAUGUGGUCUGGCAUCCCACACAGGAGCUCCUGGCUUCAGCCAGCUAUGACAACAGUGUGCGACUGUACAGGGAGGAGGACGAUGACUGGGUGUGUAAAGCCACACUGGAGGGACACACUUCUACUGUCUGGAGCCUAGCCUUUGACCCCAGUGGUCAGCGGUUGGCUUCCUGCAGUGAUGACCGAACAGUGAAGAUCUGGAAAGAGUGCCAUCCUGGGGAAGGGGAUAACAGCACAGACUGGAAGUGUGUCUGCACCUUGUCAGGAUUCCAUGGCCGCACAGUAUAUGAUGUUGCAUGGUGUCAACUGACAGGUGCCCUGGCAACAGCUUGUGGUGAUGAUGGGGUGCGUGUGUUCAGAGAAGAUCCAAACUCUGAUCCUGACCAGACCACUUUCUCCCUGGCUGUCCAUGCACCCAAGGCCCAUAACCAGGACAUCAACUGUGUUGCUUGGCAUCCAAAGGAGGCAGGACUGUUGGCCUCCUGCAGUGAUGAUGGAGAAAUUGCAAUCUGGAGCUAUCAGACUGAGGCCUGAAGAGUCUGUCUGGAGUUUGAGGAAGAUGUGAUCACCAAACAAAAAGUAUCUGCACCCCCCCCAGUUUUUGUGUGAAAUACUUUCCAUUAACAUUUACUUUUACAUUUUCCCAAGAAUUUUUUUAUAAAUAAUAAAUUAGUUUAAUUUACUUAGGUUUAAUGUUGCAUCUGAAUUAAUAAAACUGUCCUAACACAAUAUAAAUCAUCUGCAUCUUGUAUGAUUACUGUGCAGUUGUGAUUAUUUGUUUUUUGAAAUAUCUGGGUCAUUCCAUA